Molecule: messenger RNA, 193 nt
Organism: Radiomyces spectabilis
Lineage: Eukaryota; Fungi; Mucoromycota; Mucoromycetes; Mucorales; Radiomycetaceae
Exons: 3
Source: RefSeq, a predicted model, not a curated record
GUCGAGUAUUAUCAAAAAGCUUUUGGUUUUCUCUCCGGUUUUCUUUUCGCUUGGCAAGUCAUCCAUCCCUCCAAAUCUUUCUACUUUGUUCGUGUGGCCAAUCCAGUUUUUGUCGUCAAAGGCAUCGUCGGUGGUGUGUCUCUCUUUUUCAUCAGGAAACGCUGACACGUCCUCCCCAGGUUCCUCUCAUAUG